UAAGGGUGAAACGGGUGCUAACACCAAAAAAAAAGAUAGUUUUGUAGGCCUCUCUCUAUAUCACUUUCUCUUCCUUUCACGGAACUUGCCACUUGCCAUCAAAACUCAAAAGCAUAUACGGAGUACAAACAAAACAAACGCUCUUCUCCUCCUUCCAUCUCUCGCUUCUCAACUUCCAAGUCCCAACUCUAAAAUUACUCUUUUUUCUAGAGCGAAAAAGAGAAGGUUUUCAACAAUGGCGGAGACUAAGAAAUACAUCUACGAGAUCGAACCUGCGAAGCCGGAGCAAGACGGUAAACCUUCCGUCGGACCUGUUUAUCGCAGCGUCUUCGCCAAAGACGACCUAACCACCCAGAACUCGCCCCGAAUCCGGAUUAACCCUAAGGGUGAAACGGGUGCUAACACCAAAAAAAAAGAUAGUUUUGUAGGCCUCUCUCUAUAUCACUUUCUCUUCCUUUCACGGAACUUGCCACUUGCCAUCAAAACUCAAAAGCAUAUACGGAGUACAAACAAAACAAACGCUCUUCUCCUCCUUCCAUCUCUCGCUUCUCAACUUCCAAGUCCCAACUCUAAAAUUACUCUUUUUUCUAGAGCGAAAAAGAGAAGGUUUUCAACAAUGGCGGAGACUAAGAAAUACAUCUACGAGAUCGAACCUGCGAAGCCGGAGCAAGACGGUAAACCUUCCGUCGGACCUGUUUAUCGCAGCGUCUUCGCCAAAGACGGAUUUCCUCAACCUCCUCCUGGCAUGGAGACGUGCUGGGAUAUCUUUCGUAUGUCCGUGGAGAAAUACCCUAACAAUCCAAUGCUUGGUCAUCGUAAGAUUGUGGAUGGAAAAGCUGGAGAAUAUGUAUGGCUUACUUAUAAGGAGGUGUAUGAUGUAGUCAUUAAAGUGGGGAAUUCUAUUCGUCACUGUGGUGUCGGAUUGGGAGGACGUUGUGGUAUCUAUGGAUCAAACAGUGCAGAGUGGAUCAUGAGCAUGGAGGCCUGCAAUGCCCAUGGAGUUCAUUGUGUUCCUUUGUAUGACACUUUGGGGGCUGGUGCUGUGGAAUAUAUAAUUUGCCAUGCAGAAAUUUCAAUUGCAUUUGUAGAAGAGAAAAAGAUUCCUGAGCUGGUUAAAACUUUGCCAAACGCAUCAAAGUACUUGAAAACUUUGGUUAGCUUUGGGAAGAUUACACCUGAGCAGAAAGAAGAAGUUGAAAAACUUGGUUUGCAGAUGUAUAGUUGGGAUGACUUUUUGCAAUUGGGAGGUGAUAAACAAUAUGAACUGGAGAAGAAAGACAAGAGUGAUAUCUGCACAAUAAUGUACACCAGCGGAACAACUGGUGAACCAAAGGGUGUGCUUAUAUCAAAUGAAAGUAUUAUUACUCUAAUCGCUGGUGUUGAUCGCUUUCUAGAAAGUGCAAAUGAACAGUUGGACUUCAAUGAUGUGUAUCUAUCAUACCUGCCCCUGGCUCAUAUUUUUGAUCGGGUGAUUGAAGAGGCCUUUAUUUCACAUGGUGCACGAAUAGGAUUUUGGAGAGGGGAUGUCAAGUUAAUGCUCGAGGAUAUUGGAGAAUUAAAGCCAACAGUUUUCUGUGCUGUUCCUCGUGUAUUAGACAGAAUCUACGCAGGCUUGCAAGAGAAACUUCGUGCUGGCGGUUUGCUGAAACGCUCACUUUUUGGGUUUGCAUACUCACGAAAAUUCGGUAACAUGAAGAAGGGAGCCAAGCAUUCAGAGGCGUCUCCCAUUUUCGAUAAAAUUGUUUUCAGUAAGGUGAAGGAAGGUUUAGGUGGAAGAGUGAGACUAAUACUAUCUGGAGCUGCUCCUCUAGCCAGUCACGUGGAAACUUUUUUGCGUGUAGUAGCAUGUUGCUAUGUCUUGCAAGGAUAUGGUUUAACCGAAACAUGUGCGGGAACAUUUGUUUCGAUGCCCAAUGAGCUUCAGAUGACUGGGACAGUUGGCCCUCCAGUGGCAAAUGUGGAUGUAUGCCUUGAGUCAGUCCCUGAGAUGGGAUAUGAUGCUCUUGCCCCUGCACCGCGUGGUGAAAUUUGUGUUAGAGGAAAAACUCUCUUCUCAGGCUAUUACAAACGAGAAGACCUCACUAAGGAAGUCAUGAUUGACGGAUGGUUCCACACAGGUGAUGUUGGAGAGUGGCAGCCAGAUGGAAGUCUGAAAAUCAUUGACCGUAAAAAGAACAUUUUUAAGCUUUCACAAGGCGAGUAUGUUGCAGUUGAGAACUUGGAGAACAUCUUUGGACUUUGCUCUGCCAUUGACUCGAUAUGGAUCUAUGGGAAUAGUUUCCAAUCAUUCCUCGUUGCAGUUGCUAAUCCCAACCAGGGUGCACUUUUGCGUUGGGCUCAAGCAAAUGAGAUAAAUGGGGACUUCAAUGCUCUAUGUGAAAACCCAAAGGCGAAGGAAUACAUGUUGGAAGAGCUCAAAAAGAUUGGAAAAGAGAAGAAGCUAAAAGGCUUCGAGUUCAUCAAAGCUAUUCAUCUGGAUCCGAUGCCCUUUGACAUUGAACGUGACCUUCUAACCCCGACAUUCAAAAAGAAGAGGCCACAGAUGCUCAAAUACUAUCAGAAUAUCAUUGAUGACAUAUACAAGACUGCAAGUUAACAAAACGUCUGAAGACCAGCAAAUUUUAACUUUAUUCAGCUCACUUUGUGCUAAUCGGUUGCAACCCUCUUUGACUUGAUCACUUGUACAUCUAUAUUCACCUAGAGUUGAAAAAUUACAGGUUUUUUUAGUUGGCAACACUGGAAAUUGAAUUGAAUGUUUGAUUUAUUUUUGUUUUAUUGGCGAUGUUUUCAUAUAGAUAAAUGUGAAUAGUCAUCAUUUAUAUAAAUAAGAUAAGAUAUGUAUGAAGUCUA
Molecule: messenger RNA, 2850 nt
Organism: Spinacia oleracea (spinach)
Lineage: Eukaryota; Viridiplantae; Streptophyta; Magnoliopsida; Caryophyllales; Amaranthaceae
Product: long chain acyl-CoA synthetase 4
Exons: 19
Coding region: 236-2596 (786 amino acids)
Biological process (GO): fatty acid metabolic process
Cellular component (GO): membrane; endoplasmic reticulum
Molecular function (GO): long-chain fatty acid-CoA ligase activity
Source: RefSeq, a predicted model, not a curated record